AAAAAACAACAUUUUUUGUCUUAAAAAUAAUGCGGUUUUACCUUAAUUCGGCAUUAAUGUCAUUUUAUUGGUUAAAUAUUUAAACAUUUUACCUGCAAAGACAUACUCUUACAAUGUUUAAGUACCAACUGUACAAUGUACGAGUAUGAAAGCAUAACUGAAUACAUUGUAGGCACAUAUCUGUAUUACUUAUUCAUAAUACUUACAAUAAAGUACUGCCUGAACUGCUGAUAACUCAACUGUAUUCAUUUAUGUAGGUUAUGUUUAACUAUUAGCAAUUAAAUAGCGUAAAAUGGACCAAGAAGACGCCAAAACUGAAGACGACAGACCUACGAAAGUUGACGUUUUACUCCGACCUGCUGGAGACGCGCCGAUAUUAAAGAAAAAGAAAUGGCAGGUGGACUCUGCUAAGACUGUUGAAUGGGUCGUCGGAUUUCUGAGAAAACUUUUAAAAUGUGAAGAUUCUGAUUCGUUGUUUUUAUACGUCAAUCAAGCGUUCGCCCCCUCGCCCGAUAGAGACAUUGGUUCCUUGUAUGAAUGCUUCGGGAGCGACGAGAAACUUGUAUUACAUUAUGCUAAGACACAAGCGUGGGGCUGAAACACAUUUUCUUUACUUUUGUAGAUUUACUCUUCUUCUUAAAAUGUAGUUCCAAUUAAAGUGCAUUCACCUGUUACGGUUAUCAACAUUUCAGCUACAAAAAUAUUGUGCAAAUAUAUGUCAUCAUAUGCAAGCUACAAACCUGUAUUAUAUGAUGAAUUUAACAUCCUGACGGUUAUAAAUGUUACAGUUCAUUUACACUUAUGGCCAAUACGUAACAGUCACACUGUUUCACUGUUUAAUGCUUUGGGUUUAACUCGAAAGCGAGCAUGAGGUGUAUGAAACAGAACACCUGUGUUAAAACGACAGUUGUUUCCCACCAUACAAGGUCAAAUAGUUUAUUAUUUAUUGCAAAUGCUAAAUCUAAUGCCUACUGAAAAUUCCAACAUGACAGUCCUUUUGCUUGCGCGAUACUUUAUUCUAUUUAUAAACUACCAGGUUCUAGGUUUUAGUCAUGGAUAUUUUAUCUGCUGAUAACCUGAGAGCGUUAAGACUCUGUGGUGAUGAUGAUGUCAUAUCUGAUGAUGCGUUUAAUGCUCUGAUACCGGAUGCAUGUUCUGUGAUCUUGGGUGGAGAGGCUGAUCAUCCUGGUGGGAAGAUAUGUGCAAGUGUAGAUCAAAGAGCAUUAAUGGAGGUCUUCACUGGAGUGAUGUGUUUGCUCCUGGAGGCGGGGAAGCUCGACAUUGAUGAAGAUCAACUUAAUCUUCUGCUUGACGAUUGCAAUUUCUCAUCCUCGAAAAAAGAAAGUUUUGUUUCUGUUUUUAACGAGAAUCGAUCCAAGAUUCGCGAACAUUUAGGAAACAUAGGAAUCCAACUACCGACCUUGGUUGAUGUUAAAUGGAGGUUGGAUUACAACCUAAAGAACAGCAGUCUUCAUAAAGUGAACGAACUUAAAUAUACAAUCUCGCUGAAAGAGAAUUCUUCAAAUGAACCAGUGGAGUUCCAUUGCUCCAAAGAAGAACUUCAAGAUUUGGUUAGCAAACUUAGAGAGGCGUGCAAAGCAUUGGAGAGAGCAAGUCAAGUGUGAUCUCUCAAUGUUUAUGUGAUGUAUAAACUCAGUUAUUCAACAUAUCAUCAUUCAUGUGCAAUAUCCUUGUAAAAUAUAGUGAGAAUUAAAGAUUGAUUUUUAAGUUUUGAAUAUUUGCCAUAGUAAAUUACAAGCAUUUUUAAAUUUAUUGUUAAA
Molecule: messenger RNA, 1781 nt
Organism: Ciona intestinalis (vase tunicate)
Lineage: Eukaryota; Metazoa; Chordata; Ascidiacea; Phlebobranchia; Cionidae
Product: COMM domain-containing protein 3
Biological process (GO): sodium ion transport
Source: RefSeq, a predicted model, not a curated record